Messenger RNA from Lolium perenne, 1245 nucleotides. RefSeq names its product putative B3 domain-containing protein Os03g0621600. The record is from RefSeq and is a predicted model, not a curated record. Gene Ontology annotation, molecular function: DNA binding. Lineage: Eukaryota; Viridiplantae; Streptophyta; Magnoliopsida; Poales; Poaceae.
GCACCUGAAAACAACUUUUAGCAAUUUUUCUCUAGCUAGUUGUACUUCGCAUGUGCUAAUAUCAUUUGUUUUCAGUAAAAAAUACAGAUGUUUGCUUUUCUCUGUUGAUCUUUCUACACCGUAGGUCUAAUCUGAGCUUUAAAAGGAUGGACAAGUCCUGCGGUUGUGAAACAUGCAAGAAAUGGGCUGAGCACUACUACUGGGACCUUUCAGACGAUGAAGGCAAAUGUUUUUUCAAGGUUAUAAUGGAUGAUCUCCAUGAGAUGACAAUACCAGAGAAGUUUGCACAACGUUUCAAAGGAAAGAUAUCUGGAACGAUCAAACUGGAAGUGCGGAGCGGCAGCAUUUGCAACGUUUCAGUUGAGACAUGUGCUGAUAAAAUGAUCCUUCAAUCUGGAUGGGAUGAGUUUGUCAGUAAGCAUGACAUAGGAAAGGGUGAUUUUCUGGUAUUCAGAUACAAUGGAGACUCCCAGUUUAAAGUUGGAAUAUUUGAUCCAAGCGGCUGCGAGAAAGCAUUGUCUUGUGUAAGCAUCAACAACCCUCCUCCUGCAGAGACUGUAGAGAGUUCUUAUGAGCAUCAUUCUAGGCGAUCUCUUGACAACACCAUGGAGAAGAGUUCUUCAUCCACUCCCUCAGAGCCAGGUGAUGCUUGUGCGUCACAAGAUGAUUUAAUUGCAAACAAUAUUCCUCCAUACAUGAUUGCCCAUAAUGUUCAUCUAACACCAGUGCAAAAGGAUAAAGUGGAGGAGGUUGUCCAAGAUAUCAAUUCUGACAUCCCUGUGCUCGUCACCAUGAUGUGUAAAUCCAAUGUUAACAGAGAGCAAUGCAAAUUUGCAUUCUGGAAAAUAUAUUGUGAUAUGUACCUACCACAAGAGAAGCAACGAGUCGUUCUUCAGCGGAAUGGCAAGAGGUGGACAAUGUGGCUUAAUGGUGCUACCAGCCCCGCCAGGAGUCUUAUACAUGGAUGGAGACGGUUUGUCCUCGACAAUGACUUGCAGGUUGGUGAUAUCUGCCUCUUUGAUCUGCUCAACAACAAGAAGAUGUGCACGAUGAACGUCCAUAUUAUCUGCGCUAUGAAGCGUGGCAGACGGUGAUCAAUGAAAAAGCAUAUGCUGGUUGCGAUGAGCUUAAUAUUGCAUUUAAUUUGUGUCUGGGUACCGUAGUUACCUCAAUUGCUCAAUGAUGAAAAUGGAUAUUGCAUCGUCGGUCGGAUGCAUUAUAUGUAUGGAUGCAGAGUGAAGUGGC